Molecule: messenger RNA, 245 nt
Organism: Acaulospora colombiana
Lineage: Eukaryota; Fungi; Glomeromycota; Glomeromycetes; Diversisporales; Acaulosporaceae
Source: the annotation of a GenBank genome assembly
AUGUCGAAACACUUGGACUCGACUAUGACCGCACAUAUCCGCCUCUCAUUCUACUUGAUAGACCAAUGGGUCACUUUCAUUUCUAUCCCACGAGGGGAAUUUACCAAUUACACUACUAGACCUCUGAAAUGGCUACGAUAUGUUGGCUCGACGAUCUAUGGUCGAGAGGGUAUUCUCAAAGGGGGACCAGAUGACUCAGAGAUCGAAGACUACACGACAGAGGAUGUGAAUAUCCUGCUUUCCGA